Messenger RNA from Silurus meridionalis, 3563 nucleotides. RefSeq names its product ADP-ribosylation factor-like 13b (gene arl13b). The coding region runs from base 334 to 1560 and encodes 408 amino acids. NCBI's taxonomy places the organism in Eukaryota, Metazoa, Chordata, Actinopteri, Siluriformes, Siluridae. Gene Ontology annotation, molecular function: GTPase activity; GTP binding. Gene Ontology annotation, biological process: non-motile cilium assembly; receptor localization to non-motile cilium. The transcript is spliced from 11 exons. The record is from RefSeq and is a predicted model, not a curated record. Gene Ontology annotation, cellular component: non-motile cilium; motile cilium; ciliary membrane.
AUUUGUUGCUGAAAUCACGGCCGCAGCCAUAGCAGCGGGUGGCGUAAACAAUAAGCACAGGGAGCGAUUGUAACGAAGAACAAGCGGAGUAGCAGGAAAAAAAGUUACUAAAUAGAAGGAUAUAUAUUUACAUUUAUAUAAAAACAAUAAAUGCUUGGAUUUUUUGCGAUGUGGAGCUACGAAUGCGCUAGCUAGGACCGGUUAGCUUUGGAAGUCGACUGCCGCUAUGCUAGCUUUGGGUUAGAUUAGCCGAAUAUUAUGGGAUGUAGCUAGUUAGAUGACCAGAGCUUUAGGGUGAAGGUGACGGUUCCAGGUCCAUGAGUUUGGAGUGUGAUGUUCAGUCUGAUGGCGAACUGCUGCAGCUGGCUGAAACGCUGGAGAGAACCUGCCAGGAAGGUUACACUGGUGAUGGUGGGACUGGACAAUGCUGGGAAAACCGCCACAGUACGGGGGAUCCAGGGAGAGAGUCCUCUGGAUGUGGCCCCUACGGUCGGCUUCUCUAAAGUAGACCUGAAGCAGGGCAAGUUCGAGGUCACCAUCUUCGACCUCGGCGGGGGGAAGCGGAUCCGGGGCAUCUGGAAGAACUACUACUCUGAGUCGUACGGCGUGGUGUUCGUGGUGGACUCGAGCGACGUGCAGAGGAUCCAGGAGACCAGAGACACCAUGGCGGAAGUGCUGCGGCACCCUCGCAUCGCCGGCAAGCCCGUCCUCGUGCUGGCCAACAAGCAGGAUCGAGACGGCGCGAUGGCUGAGGCGGACAUCAUCGAGAGCCUGUCACUUGAGAAGCUUGUCAACGAGAACAAGUGCCUCUGUCAGAUUGAACCGUGCUCUGCAGUCCUGGGCUGCGGUAAGAAGAUCGACAAGUCCAUAAGGAACGGCCUGAACUGGCUCCUGAACAACAUCGCUAAGGACUACGAGGUAAUCACGGAGCGCGUUCAGAGGGACACGGCCGAGCAGCGCGUACAGGAGGAGCAGGAUAAGAAGGAAAGAGCCGAGCGAGUGAAACGCAUCCGAGAGGAGAGAGACAAACAAGAGCGUGAAGAGGCGGAGAAAGCAGGCGGACAAAUAAAGGAGGAGGAGUCAGAGGAUGCCGAAAUGUCCAACCCUUUCCAGCCUAUAAACCAUGUCCCAGAGAAUGAAAACGAGUCGAAAAAAGGAAUGGAGAUGAAAAAGCAAGGAGAAGAGAUCACGCAGGACGGCGUCCUGGAGACAAAGAGCAAACAGGAGGACGAUGAGGAGGAGGACGAUGAGGAACAGGGAGAGAGCGAAAGACAGACGCCGGAGAGCCCAGAAUCAGGUCCAGCAGACCAGAGCAAAAAGAAGAUCAAGAAAAUACGGCUCAAGCGGAAAAACCGAGUCGACCCUCUCAUAACGGACGACGCAGCCAAGAGCCCGACUCCGCCUCCCGCACCAGUUGGAUGGGCCACUCCCAAAGUUUCUAGACUCCCCAAGCUCGAACCUCUUGGAGAUACAAGGCGUUCUGAUUUCUAUGGCAAGCCCCUCCCACCUGUAGCAAUUAGAGAGAGACCAAACGGAGAAACCCAUGAUGUCAUUUCCUAGCCCCUCCUCCUCUACUACCCCCCUCCCCACCCCCGCCCUUUCCUCCAUAAGGUUUAGAGACGCCUCGUCUCCACCAGUGACCUUGUUUUAUUUCUCUCAUCUCCAAGCGCGUGCUGUGUAAAUACGCAACAAUCACCAGCACCCCUGUAAGCGAGAGGAACCAAUCGGCUCGGGAGGGAGGGAUCACGUGACCGGCCCAGGACGAGAAAACAGACUGUGGAUCUACACCAUAAAAACGUGGACGUUUUGAUUAUUUUUUUUUAAUCUCAGAUAACAAAGAUUAUAAUAUUGCAUAUAAAAGCUUUAUUUUUUAGACUGAAUCACAUAUAAACUGUGAACUUUUCAAAACAGAAGAUUAUUAUGAUGUGUGUGUAAAUGACGCUAAGAGUGUGCCGUGCAGAAAACCACGAUCACAUACACACGAUCGUUCUCAAAACGCUAUUUAUAUCCUGCACAACACGGACGUUCGAAAUCCCGCUCCAACGUCCAAGAUUUCACCAGCAGUUUUCUACACUACAUACACUUUAUGGACUGAAGUUUGUGGACACUGGAGAUUUUGUGCUUUUUUUUUUGUCUCCAUUUGCUGUUGUAAUCAUUUCCAUUCUUCUGGGAAGAUGUACCACUAGAUUGCGCGGUGAUUUUGCACUCCUUCACAAGGGUGUUAGUAAAGUCAGGUAGGUGAGCUGAGGAGGUCUGGGGUGCAGUCAGAACUCACUUUCAUCCCAAAGGUGUUUAAAAGGGUUGAUCUUUCAUUCCAACUCAUGUAAAGCACAUCAUGGAGCUGGAGCUGGUCUGGAUCUUCAUGUCUGAACAGGUUUGGGUCUCCUAAUUCAACUGACGGGAAGAUUUCAUGUCCAUCCAAAGACAUAAUAUACAAUUGUGCAGCUUCAUCUUUAUGGUAACAGUUUGGGGAGGAACCACAUAUGGCUGGAGACGUCAGGUGUCCUAAUAGUGUAUCGUUAAAAGAAAACUCCACCCUGAACUUUUCAAUCUUUUUCCUGUUACCUAUAUUGAAAUUUGCCGAUCUGGGCGUCUGUACCCGAAGCGAUCGAUGCGGCGGCGCUUUAGUCUUUUAAGUCCGCCUGGAGUUUUUUUUCCACGGUUAUUUUUCUUGUCAUCUUUUAAGCUUUUAAACACAGCUUUUACACCUGAUACCUUCAUCAUCGCUAAGCGCUCCAGCCUGAUGCCAGAUCUCUCCCUCUGCCUCAUGUUGCAAUCUGGGGCUUUUCAAGUCCAGGAUUUUUGCACUACAAUCUCUAAUGUUGUGUUUUUGUUUUUUUAAGUUGCUGUUUGAAAUCUAUUCUCCUAUUGAACUCCAUUGCAACUUCACCAGCAAUCCUUAAUUCCUCAUACCGUGUCACAGCAUCUAACCAAACUAACCCACACAGGAGCUCCUGUAUAUCCACAUCACCGAGCUCUCAACAUAUUUAUUAAUGUUUCAGGGUGGAUUUUCUUUUUCCUUUAAAGUGAAUUUUUUCCCGACGGUGAAACGCACGAUUUAGGGAGUUCAUUUUAAACUGCUUUCUGGACACUUUGACGCUUUUGACGUCAAAAACAGCAAUGUUUCUCCCCCACCCCCACCCACACAAUUGUGGCGGUUGAGACUGUUACAGAUGUCAUUUAUUUUCGAAAGCAUAUGUUACAUUAAGCUGGAACAUUUCACACACGCAUACACACUACAUGGAUUUUACAUACAGAGGUAUAUUCAUUUCCUUACAGAAAUGUACUGUAAAUGGUAUAAGUAGGUUAUUUAUUUAGUUGUGAUUAUUUUUUUUAACCCUGUGCCUCCCUCAUGUUUUUGCUAAUCUAUUAUUUUAUAUUUGACACUUUUUUUUUUUUUGUUUUUGUUUGUUUUGUUUUGUUUUGUUUUUUUUUUCAUUUCAAACACGUAACACCUUUCUUGUUUGCUAAUCUCACAUUCUCAUACUGUUUUUGUUACGUGCACUUUUUAUCCGUCUUGUUUUAAUACGAAUGUAAUUAAAUCCAUAACUAUAUUUUAUUCA